Molecule: messenger RNA, 2724 nt
Organism: Cucurbitaria berberidis CBS 394.84
Lineage: Eukaryota; Fungi; Ascomycota; Dothideomycetes; Pleosporales; Cucurbitariaceae
Product: GPI ethanolamine phosphate transferase 2
Exons: 10
Coding region: 1-2724 (907 amino acids)
Biological process (GO): GPI anchor biosynthetic process
Cellular component (GO): endoplasmic reticulum membrane
Source: RefSeq, a predicted model, not a curated record
AUGGCUACCCGAACGGUCCUCCUCACGGUCGCGAACCUCCUGAUCCCAGUCUCGAUCCUGAUCUUCGCGACAGGCUUCUUCCCGUAUAAGCCUUUCAUGCCAGGGCUGGCAGAGUAUGAAGAGCUAGGAUGGAAUCGCAUACUAGGAGAUGAUUGGCAGAAACCACCUGCCGCACCAUUCGACAAGGUGAUUUUCAUGGUUGUUGAUGCACUGAGGAGCGAUUUCGUCUUCGGCGAAGAGAGCGGGAUGAGCUUUGUACAGAGCCUCAUCCGAGACGGCACCGCCCUGCCAUUCACCGCCCACGCUACCUCCCCUACCAUCACCAUGCCACGCGUGAAAGCUAUAACAACAGGCUCCAUACCCUCGUUCUUAGAUGUGAUCCUGAACUUUGCGGAGUCGGACACUACUUCCACGCUCGCAACGCAAGACACAUGGCUUGCGCAAAUCAAAGCAAAGCAGUUUGACAAUGGAAAGGGGAAGCUGGUCAUGUACGGCGAUGAUACGUGGUUGAAGCUGUUUCCAGACUUCUUCGAUCGGGCAGAUGGGACGAGCAGUUUCUUUGUUUCGGACUUCACGGAGGUUGAUAAUAAUGUGACAAGGCAUGUUCCCAACGAGUUGCUAAACAGUGAUUGGAAUGCCAUGAUUAUGCAUUACCUGGGAUUGGAUCAUAUCGGGCAUAAGGCUGGUCCUAAGAGCCCCAAUAUGAUCCCCAAACAGAAAGAAAUGGACAACAUGGUCCAGAGCAUCUACUCCGCAAUCGAAAACGAAGAUCACCUCGCCAAUACCCUUUUCGUUCUCUGCGGCGAUCACGGCAUGAACGAAGGGGGUAAUCACGGCGGAUCGUCGCCCGGCGAGACGUCUCCUGCACUUGUGUUCAUGAGUCCUAAGCUCUCCAAAGUCACCCAAAAUACAAUAAAAGAAAGUCCAAUCAAGCCAUCAAGAGGAAACGAGUUUGAAUACUAUAGGAUGGUCGAGCAAAGUGAUAUUGCGCCUACGCUCGCGGGUUUGUUGGGGUUCCCGGUACCUAGAAAUAACUUGGGUGUAUUUUUGACGGAGUUCCUGGGCUUUUGGGAUGAAACGCCAAAUCGGGUCCAGCUCCUUUAUCGGAAUGCGAAGCAGAUGAAGAAGAUCGUUGAAGCGACGUAUACGAGCUUGAAGUUUACUGAUGAGGUGUUGGAGACUGGCGAAAUGGGGUUCGAGUGCUUCUCACUAAAUACGCAUCUCACGGAUGGUCAGAACUUGGCAUGUCUCUGGCAGCGAGUCGUGAACGCAAUGGGAAACAACGAUGAAUUUGAGCACAUCUACAAAUUCAUGCACGAGGCUCAAGACACCAUGUCUAGUACCGCAUCCAACUACGACGUCUCCCGUCUGGUCUUUGGAACUGGUCUAGCUAUUCUCGUCUGCGCUCUAAGCUACCUUACACUUCCUUCGUUCAGGCCUAUCACGCCAGCUGGCAUCUACUACGCGCUUACGCUAGUUCUCUAUGCGGCCCUUAUGUUUGCAUCUUCCUAUGUCGAGGAAGAGCACAACUUCUGGUACUGGGCUACCUCAGGCUGGUACAUUCUUCUACUCCUCAGCAACCUGCGAAAGGAGUGGUACGACAAAUGGUUCUUCCAUCCUGCGAUCAUGGCGCUUGUCGUACACCGAGUGAUCAGACGGUGGAAUCAGACCGGGCAGAAGUACGCAGGAGCUGAUGACAUUGUCAAUAGUGGUAUCUUCCACGGCAAUAACUCCUUCGUGCUAUGGGCUCUCAUCGGCGCUACGUAUAUGGAUAUUAUGAUUCGCAUCGCAAGACAUGUUGCUCGCUCUAUCGCGACCUUUGACAAUCUGCAGAACGUUCAGAAUGCUGAGAUUGAGUCGACGGAUCAUCACCGUAUGAUUGGAACAGUUGCUGUAGUGCCCCUUGUCGGAACAGCGUUUGUUUUCAAGCUUGCGUUCACGGCCAAAGAUGCUCCAGAGCUGACAGCUGGUAUUACGGGAGGCAUGAUGGAGUCGGUGGAGACGCUAAAUAUCGUUGGCCUCGCCCAGAUGGUGUUUGGCGGCCUCGCGCUCAGUGGAAUUUGGAUUGCUUUUGCAGAGUGGCAACGAUCUAAGAAGAGAGUAGCGACGAGGCAAGAAGGUAACGGCGCUCUCGCGGUGGCAUUCUUCGACCUGAUGGCACUUUUCCUCAUCACCCAAACGAAAGCCCAGAAUAUACCCCUCUACCUCCUCUUCAGACUUCAAUUCUUCUUCCUGAGACUUCUCAACCUCUCCCCUGCAGCCGUUACAACAACAACUCUCCUCCUAACGCAAACCUCCUUCUUCGCCCUCGGCAACAGCAACGCCAUAUCCUCCAUCGAUCUGUCAAACUCUUACAAUGGCAUCUCAGGCUACAACAUCACUGCUGUCGGCGCCCUCGUUUUUCUCUCAAACUGGGCAGGCCCCGUGUACUGGUCCCUCGCCAGCAUCCUCCUGCUAGGUUCUCACGGCUCAACACAACGCUACAUUGAAACUUCUGAGCUCCACGUUGCAGACUGGGUUACGAAGGAACGCGAGUAUCUCAAUGAGCUGGCGAGGAAGGAAGAGAAGGGUAGGGAGAGCAGGAGGGAUGGCAAGGAGUGGGGAAGACAUGUGGCACUGCUGACGCUUCCCAAGUUUCUGUUUGCGAUGGCGUGGGGAGUCGCAUGGCAUUUGGGUGUUACAGUCUGGCUGGGGGGGUUGGCGUGGUGGCUGGGUACGUGGUGA